Molecule: messenger RNA, 2726 nt
Organism: Pieris rapae (cabbage white)
Lineage: Eukaryota; Metazoa; Arthropoda; Insecta; Lepidoptera; Pieridae
Gene: jumu
Exons: 9
Coding region: 145-1893 (582 amino acids)
Biological process (GO): regulation of transcription by RNA polymerase II
Molecular function (GO): DNA-binding transcription factor activity, RNA polymerase II-specific; transcription cis-regulatory region binding
Source: RefSeq, a predicted model, not a curated record
UUUUCCGAUGUCACGUGGUCUGUUUUGUCCAAUAGCAAUGGAAACCAUUCUUUGUGUACCUUUUCACAUAUUAGUAAAGUAAAACAUUGUGGUCUAUGGAGUGAGUAGUGUAAUUUUGUCAAAUUCAUGACAUUAAUAACGUAAAUGUGUGAAAUUCAGGAUUACUCUAUAGUGCAUAAGGAUAUUUAUGUCAGUAAAUAUUCGGGGUGCUCCGAAAUGGACUUAUACAUCACCGAUUCCCUCCAGGACAUGCUGGACAUGGAUAUAAAGAAUGAAAUAGCUACGGAUUUGAGUAGCGUAACUGAUUUUUCUGAUUCGUUAGGAUUAAAUUUCUCAGAAAUGCCACCCUUACUAGACAUGGACACAGAUAACUCGGUCACGUGGCUCAGCAAUACUUCGUCCAGUUUUGUACAGAAUCUAGAUUUAUAUGGCUCCGAAGCGGAUGCCGUGAUGGUCAAUCCAAACUCAGUGAUGCCAUCGACCUUUGCAGAAACCCCCGUAAAGAGUAUGGUGAAGGAGGAAGCGUCGAACUUACUAUUAACGUCAGUUGUGAACAACGAUCUAAAUAUGAGCACGUCACCAAGUCCAAACGAAGAGAAAAGCCACCUAACAUUCUCCCCAAACACAAUUAAAGUAAAGCAAGAGCCCGAAGACACAUCAAAGAAGCCGGACGAAACACCGCAGAUGGUUAUCUACGUACGAAAACAAGACAAGAACGUCGUCAAGGACUUAUUAAAAGACUUAGAUACGAGCAAUGUCAAACUGAGCACGUCAAUAUCGCCACUCACACGAAUAAAAACAAAUCAACCAGAGAUAAUCAAAGUCAACAAGAACUGCCCGAUAAUCAAUACUAGCACGAAAAUAUCCCAACAGAUCGGUACCAAGACGAUAAUAUCGGGGAACAUACAUAUAUUGGACACGAAGCAAUCUAGGACAAUUAUAGCGAAUAAGAGCCAGGCGGCGAUUUUAAUUGAAAAUUCAUUGAGCAAUAGGCAAAUAAUUAAAACUUCGGUGGGAGGCUCCUAUAUGGAUAGUCAAGCGAAAUAUGUAAAUACUAGUAAAAAUACCACGAGCGAGUUUCCUAAGCCCGCGUAUUCCUACUCUUGCUUAAUAGCCAUGGCGCUGAAGAACUCGAGGACUGGCAGCUUACCGGUUUCCGAGAUUUAUAAUUUUAUGUGCCAACACUUCCCCUACUUCAAAACGGCGCCAAACGGUUGGAAGAAUUCGGUCAGACAUAACUUAAGUUUGAAUAAAUGUUUCGAGAAAAUCGAAAAGCCUUCGAGUAACGGAAGCCAACGUAAAGGUUGUUUAUGGGCCAUGAAUCCAUCGAAAGUUGGCAAAAUGGACGAAGAAGUACAGAAAUGGUCUCGGAAGGAUCCACAAGCUAUUAAGAAGGCUAUGGUUUAUCCCGAAAGCUUAGAAGCCCUAGAACGCGGAGAGAUGAAGUACUCGGGCUUCGGGAGUGACACGGAGGCGGAGGACGACGCCGACGUGGAUGUGGACCCGCUCCUUGACCCUGACCUCGAGAUUGACCCUGAGGUCAAAGAGGAGGUUGAUGACGAUACACUUGUCGAACAGGAGGUAUCAGAAGAAGAGUUGGAAGUAGAAGAAGUGGUAGAGGGCACGGGGAUGAUCGGAGGCACUUGCAGACUUCUCGCCGCCGCCCCGCACUACUCCGACGACUACGAUCAGAUAGAGAUAUUAGAUCGGUCAUAUGAAGAAAUCGAGUUGGACGUGACGAAGCCCGUGAAAUUAGAUUUGUCUUUUGAGGAGGAUUAUUCGAUCCAACCAGCGAAAAAGGCAAAAAGCAGCUUCAUCUACAAGCCAAUGGGCUCUCAAUCCCACACGAACAGACGAAAAACUCCACUCGUCAACAGAGUGGCUUUAGUUUAAUUGAAUUGUGAUCAAGAAGUCUCCAUAGUUUUAAGUUUCGUAUUUUUUUCUUUAAGUCAAGUGAUUUUGUUUAAGUGAAAGUGACAUAUCGCGCAUAGGUAAGAAUAAAGAUGGAUAUUUUACUGUAUUCACUAAUUAACUAUUACCGACUACCCUAUUUAGACGUGUGAACCGUACUUUUAACUGCAAAUGUAGAAAUUGUGAUGCAAAAAAAUUUAAAUCUCACACUAAACUCAAGAUUAUUUUAAUGGCAAGCCUAAAAUAAUUAUAGACGUAUGUAUUAACGUACAUUCCGACUAAACAGUAAUAGAGCGGAUACAUUUCAAUGUCUAUCUCAUUGAAGAUCAGAUCAGGUUCAGCGACUUUUAACAACCAAUUGAAUUUCUUAACUGGAAAUCAAACUCAGGUCUUUUGGAAUACAUUGUUGCCAUUAAAUCACAUCCAAUGGGGUAUAUUUUUGCAGUUGAAUAUCAAUCUUUAUUAAGACUGAUUUAGUUUUGAAGUAUUGGCGAUUGUAGUUGAUAAGUAGAACACUGAUGAGUACAAAAAUAUGAAUUUUUGAAUUUUGCUACUCCGUUCGUUUUUUUACGAUAGUAGUUUUAGCUUAGUAUUGUCAAGUAUCGUAGAAAGAUCUACAGCGGGUAUUUUACUAAAGAUCCCACCGCUUGUACAUAUUAUUCAUAAUUGCUUUUAUUCGUUGACACUGGCAGAUUUGCUAGCCAUUUCUGAAUCCAAUAUUUCCAAUUGAUGUCUAGUGUCCAAUGGCUGCUAAUUUCUUUAUAGUUCUGCUCUCGGAUGAAGGCAUAUUGUAUACCUCUUUAAAACAAACAAUU